UUACGCGUAAAGAAAAAAAAAAGAGGAAAGAGAGAAGGAAACCGGUGGAAACGUCGUUUCGCCUGCGCGCUCGCCGUUCGCGAUGCGAGUAAGCGAGCACGGGCAAGCACGAGCGUUAUAGUGAUCGGUGUUCUUCUUCGUAGCGGUGUUCAACCGUCACCGUCGGCCGCGGUUGAACGUGGACAGUGUCGUGCGACAGUGAGACCGCGUUUGAAACGCGUGCGUGUGGUGCGUGUCUCUCCUCUCCUCUCCUGUCCGACAUCUAAGCGUUCGUACCAGCGAGUUCCCAAGUGUGCGAAUGUGAGACGGAUUCCGUGUACGUGCGCGAGCGAGCGAGUGAGAGAGAGAGAAAGAGAGAGAAGGAGUAAUAUAGAGUUUGCUGUCUGUGUGCACUGUGCGUGCACACGCGGGAUGUUGCCGAGUUAUGAGCGUGCGGGCGCGCGCGUGUGCGUGUGAGUACUAGAAAGAGAGAGAGCGAGUGUGUGUGUGAGAGAGAAAGAAAGAUAGAGAAAGGGAGGAGGAGAGAAAGACUCGUAGCAAGAAAGAAAGACGGACGGGAAUAGAGAGAGGGAGAGGGAAAGAGAAAGGGAACGCUAGCGCGUGCAUGUGUACGUGUGCGCGCGCGUGCGAGCACGUCCUCCGUGAAUUUUUCUUUUCCCUCGCUGGUGUUGUGUCACCGGCGGGUAAAACGAGAGGCUGAGGACGCUCACGGACGUACGGACGUACGUCGCGAUAUGUCGGAGCACCACCGCGUGGCCGGUGGCUGGGGCACCGCGAGCCCGGGUAACCGAGAGGAUGCCUCCGGCGGUGCCGCCUGGUGGCCCUCCAAUCUCCAGACCGAACAGCAGCAACAACAGAAUCUACAUCAGCAUCUGAUGAAUCAGCAGCAGCAGCAACAACAGCAACAGCAGCAGCAGCAACAACAGCAGCAGCAGCAGCAACAGCUCGCGCAACAGCAGCAGUCGCAGCACCAUCCGGACAGCGUCCGAAGUACUGCCGCCGCGGUGAACCAACAGCUCUUCUCCUACAAAAUGGCCUCCAGCUUCCAGAACCCGGCCACCACCGGCGCGAUAUCGAGUCCGGUGUCGACAUCCACGCCGGGCGGCGGCGGCGCCGCGUGCAUGAGGGGUGGAUACGAUUACAGGCUUGGUACGGCGCCGGGUCCUGGACAAGGCGCCGCUGGCGGCGGCGGCGGCGGUGGCGGCGGCGGUGGUGGCGGCGGUGGUGCGGGUGCCGGUGGCGGCGGCGCCGCCGGCGUACCCGGCACACCUUCCGCACCGCCGCCCGGCGUACAGUGGUG
Messenger RNA from Temnothorax curvispinosus, 1300 nucleotides. Its product is annotated as high mobility group protein DSP1-like. Lineage: Eukaryota; Metazoa; Arthropoda; Insecta; Hymenoptera; Formicidae. The annotation marks the transcript as partial. The record is from RefSeq and is a predicted model, not a curated record. The transcript has a single exon.